Messenger RNA from Mollisia scopiformis, 941 nucleotides. RefSeq lists its product as uncharacterized. The record is from RefSeq and is a predicted model, not a curated record. NCBI's taxonomy places the organism in Eukaryota, Fungi, Ascomycota, Leotiomycetes, Helotiales, Mollisiaceae. The transcript is spliced from 3 exons. Bases 148 to 720 code for a protein of 190 amino acids.
CGUAAUCAGCCUUGUUACACAAACCGUCAAGAGUGUUCAAGCCAUUCAAAACUAUAAUGUUCAGCAGUGCGUAUUGCACUGCUACAGAUCCAAGAUCUCUUCACUCGGGAUAAGCUGUCAGGAGUAGCUUCUAAAGACGACUUCGCAAUGUACGCUCUCGAAGAAUAUGAACAAGUGAUAGGUGCUUGCUCGACUGCAUUUGCCGUACUGAAUCAGCGUCUGGAAUCGUUAAAUUUGGAGAGCCUUGAUAAGCACAAUGGCAGCAGUUUCAAAGCGAAGCUCAACGCAGUCUGGAAUGAUGAUGAAGUGGGAAUGCUACGGCAGAAUAUUCGAGGGCAAGCGAUUGCAAUCACUCUUUUGCUUUCCACAUUUCAAGCGGACACUUCGGCAAAGACUUAUCAGCUGCUCAGGGAGAGUAAGAAUCAGGCUAUUUUCCAAACAGUUUCUGAUGAUGCGCGGACUCUACUUUCUAAGUCCUCCAGAGCAAGAACAUUCACUCAGAGGACUGUGGACCAUGAUGUGGAGAGUUCCGAGUCCGUGCUUGGGAACGACGUAUUUGACUUUGAUGACUUGAUCAUCAACUCUACCGCGUAUCGACGGGCGUAUCAUCGAUAUAAUUCUCACGCUGCCAAAGAAAAGCAACCGGUAGACACCAAACUCGAAGAAUCGAGAGAAGAGUAUGAAAGCCGAGCCUGUACCCAGCUUGAAUACCACACUUGACUUCUUAGUCUUCCAUGAUAAAGACUAUUUCCAUCAUGAAUGUAAACGCCUUUGUCGAGAAGUUCAAAACUGGAUUCUUCAUUUCUCAGAGUAUUCCGACAAUCGAGCAUGUCGUCUUACGAGUGAUAUAGAUAAUGCAAAGAUAGUCGUUCGACUGAACAAUACAAUGCUAGACGGCUCCGAUGUCAACACCUACCUUGCGGACAGGGUCAAGAGGCGAG